This is a messenger RNA of Danio aesculapii, 585 nucleotides long. It is a transcript of the gene sf3b5, whose product is annotated as splicing factor 3b, subunit 5. The transcript has 2 exons. Gene Ontology annotation, biological process: mRNA splicing, via spliceosome. The record is from RefSeq and is a predicted model, not a curated record. Lineage: Eukaryota; Metazoa; Chordata; Actinopteri; Cypriniformes; Danionidae. Bases 147 to 407 code for a protein of 86 amino acids. Gene Ontology annotation, cellular component: precatalytic spliceosome; U2 snRNP.
ACAGAUUCCGAGUAACUAUUUCCUGACCGGGUGAAGUCUGUUUUCCUCGCGCAGCUGUUGUGUACAGUAACUGCUGAAGGAAUCAUUCGUUUUUCCCCAACACAUCACAGUUUUUCAUCAUAGAGAGACAGAUUUUCUGAUUGAAGAUGACAGACCGUUACAACAUCCACAGUCAGCUGGAGCAUCUGCAGUCCAAAUACAUCGGCACGGGCCACGCAGACACCAGCAAGUGGGAAUGGCUGGUUAACCAGCACAGAGACUCGUACUGCUCCUACAUGGGUCAUUUCGACCUUCUCAACUACUUCGCCGUCUCAGAGAACGAGAGCAAGGCUCGGGUGCGCUUUAACCUAAUGGAGAAGAUGCUGCAGCCCUGCGGCCCACCAGCUGACAAACCUGAAGAUGCUUAGCAUACUUUGGCUGAAUCCAUACUGCUGCCAGAGAGAUGUGCAGAAAGAUCAUAUGGACUCAUGCUGGUUGUUUAAGAACCAGUCUAUGUUUUCUCGGUCUAAGUUUUUUUUUUAAUGCUGCAUUUUUUGUGAUGUUUUGUAUUGUUGAAAGAAAAUAAAGUUGACACUCUUACACACA